Messenger RNA from Bombyx mori (domestic silkworm), 618 nucleotides. RefSeq names its product cuticular protein glycine-rich 6 (gene CPG6). The record is from RefSeq and is marked provisional. NCBI's taxonomy places the organism in Eukaryota, Metazoa, Arthropoda, Insecta, Lepidoptera, Bombycidae.
CAGUCCCACUUUGACCAGUGCUGGAAUCGUGCUUAAAAAAAAUCAACACAAUGAAAUUUUUGGUGGUAGCAGUCCUUGUCAUCAGCGCGGUGUACGCUGAUGAGGAGAAGAAAACUGAGAAACGUGGUCUCUCUGGCCUCGGAUACGGCGGUUUGGGAUACGGCAGUCAUGGCGUUGGCUACGACGGUCUCGGAUACAGUGGUCUCGGCGGAUACAGUGGAGUCGGCUACAGCGGUGGAUACUACCCAGUUAGUAAGGUCGCUUACACGACGGCUCACAACGGCCUCGGAUACGGCGGUUACGGCGGAUACGGCGGAUACUCCGGCCUUGGCGGAUACGGACUCGGAUAUGGCCAUGGUUAUGGACCGGCCGUGAGCUACGCCAACCAAGUCGGAUAUGGCGGCUACGGCGGAUAUGGCGGAUACGGCGGAUACGGUGGACUGGGAUACUACGGACAUCACUAAGCCAUAUCAUAAUUUCUUCACUCCUCGGCGUCGUCAAACGCCUGCUUUUUGAUCUUACAAAAGAACUAUGUAAACAUUACCGUCCGUUUUUAUUUUUUACAAAUCUGUGAUUUUUUUUGUAAAUAUAUCAUACAAAUAAAUAUUUUUAAAAAUA